Molecule: messenger RNA, 984 nt
Organism: Apis florea (little honeybee)
Lineage: Eukaryota; Metazoa; Arthropoda; Insecta; Hymenoptera; Apidae
Product: cuticle protein 8-like
Biological process (GO): synapse organization
Cellular component (GO): neuron projection membrane; extracellular matrix
Source: RefSeq, a predicted model, not a curated record
AUGGACUCGAUGGUCGGAGUUUUGCUAGAAUUGCUUUCUCGUUUCCCCGCAAGAGGCCGUAGGCGAGCACAUGUACCCGCCGGUCUGACGAAAUUACCGCCGUCCCAGAAGAACGCGAAACUUCACCUCGACUUCACCCCGAACUUUAAAUGUCCCCAUCGAAUUAUACCCCACUUUGAAAUUCCGUUUGCAAAGGUAUCCUGGGUGAGGCACAGAGAUAUUCACAUUUUAACGGCGGGGGCGUAUACCUACACGAGCGAUCAGCGAUUCCAAGCGCUUCACAGACAAAAUACAGGCCAAAAUAGCGAGUGGUCUGAAUGGACUCUUUGCAUAAAAUGGGCGCAGGAGAGAGACCAGGGACUCUACGAAUGUCAGAUCUCAACCAUCCCCGUCAAGUCGCAUCAAUUCCGCUUAAACGUCGUCAUACCGACAGCGACGAUACUCGGAGGUCCAGAUUUGUACGUUGGCGCGGGAAGCACGAUAAAUUUGACGUGCGCCAUACACUUCAGCUCGGAGCCACCAGCUUACAUCUUUUGGUACUACAACGACCAUGUUUUGAGCUACGACAGUCCCAGGGGCGGUGUCUCGGUGAUAACCGAAAAGGGUGGCGACGUCACCACGUCUUGGCUCCUUAUCCAGACGGCGCAACCCUCGGACUCCGGGGAGUACAGCUGCAAACCGAGCAACGCCAAUACGGCGUCCAUCAAAGUUCAUGUUCUAAAUGGUGAGUGUUUACAACGCGCGUAAUCUUACAACGCCGAUCAUCUCUCGAUCAUGGAUAUAACCUUCUCGCUUUGCGAAACGUAGAUGGAGUUCAAAAAAAAAGAAGAAAAGAAAAGAGAGAGAGGAAAAAUGGAAAUAAACACGCGUAAUAAGUGGGACAAAAUAUGAAAGCGUAUAACAUUCGCGUCCGCAAUAACGAAUUUUUCCCUCGAUCGAAUAUUUAUACCGAUUCUCCGUAAAAAAAAAAAAAAGAAAAAAAAA